Amphibalanus amphitrite is the source of this 1973-nucleotide messenger RNA. RefSeq names its product dopamine receptor 1-like. Bases 202 to 1359 code for a protein of 385 amino acids. The record is from RefSeq and is a predicted model, not a curated record. The transcript has 2 exons. Gene Ontology annotation, cellular component: membrane. Gene Ontology annotation, biological process: adenylate cyclase-activating adrenergic receptor signaling pathway. Gene Ontology annotation, molecular function: G protein-coupled receptor activity. Lineage: Eukaryota; Metazoa; Arthropoda; Thecostraca; Balanomorpha; Balanidae.
GGUAGUCCGGGACCAGUGCCGGCGCGGUGAGCGCGCGCCGCCGCCGAACGGUGAGCGCCGAGUGUGAGAGCGCGGUGAGCGGCGGACGCGCCGGUCCACAGUCGCUGCUUCUGAAACCAUCGGAGAGGGCCUGGGGCUCCCAGCCUUGAGAGUCGUCCGUCGAUGUGAGGUCGGCCAGCCAGUCAGUCCCGUCCCUGCAUCAUGGCCACCGCCGCCAACGACUCGCUCUCCGCACCGGCGCUGGAGCCGCCUCUGGAGGACGUGGCCUCGCUGAGUCUGGGCGCCCAGGUGUUCAUCGGCACCUUCCUCUCGGCCAUCAUCAUCCUGGCCGUGUCGGGCAACAUCCUCGUCUGUGUGGCGGUGCUGACCGACCGCAACCUGCGCAAAAUCGGCAACCUCUACAUCGUGUCGCUCAGCUUCGCCGACAUGACGCUGGCCUGCCUGGUGAUGACGUUCGCGCUCACCAACGACCUGCUGGAGUACUGGCCGUUCGGGCCGCAGUACUGCGACACCUGGAUUGCGUUCGACGUCAUGUGCAGCACGGCCAGCAUCCUGAACCUGUGCGCCAUCUCGCUGGACCGCUACAUCCACAUCAAGGACCCGCUGCGCUACGGCCGGUGGAUGACCAAACGUGUGGUCACGCUGAGUAUCGUGGGCAUCUGGCUGAUGGCGGCUCUGGUCUCGUUCCUGCCCAUCUCCCUGGACCUGCACCGGCCGCCGGGGCGCAGCGCCGAGCCGGUGGACGAGCGCGGCCUGCCGCAGUGCGCGCUGGACCUGACGCCGCUGUACGCGGUCGUCAGCAGCUGUAUCAGCUUCUACAUGCCGUGUAUGGUGAUGUUGGCCAUCUACAGCCAGCUGUACCUGUACGCCAAGCGACACGUAGAGAGCAUCAAGGCGCUCACCAAGCCGGUGAUGUUCGGCACGAUAGACGGCGUGGCGCCGCCGCCGGCCUGUAACCGGUGCCACGUCUCCGAGAGCAAGGCGGCCACCACGGUCGGCUUCAUCGUGGGCGUGUUCCUCGUCUGCUACGUGCCCUUCUUCUGCGUCAACAUCCUGGCCGCCUUCUGCAAGACGUGCGUACCGCGACUCGUCUUCCAGACGCUGACCUGGUUCGGCUACAGCAACAGCAGCUUCAACCCCAUCAUCUACUCCAUCUUCAACGUCGAGUUCCGCGAGGCGUUCGCGCGCAUCCUGGCCAAGGUGCGCCGUUCGUGCGUGCGGUUCUGCCAGGCGCGGCUGCGACCUAGCCGCGCCUGCGGCAGCAAGUCCUUCUCCUCGGACACGCGUCUGUCGCCGGUGCCGGGCGCGGACGUCGACGGCCGCCGCUCGCCGUACGUGGAGCGGGUGACGGCCAUCUGACCACCGCUGCUGCCGGCGGCCCGCUCCGCCGACGGGCCGGCACCGUCCGCGCCCUGCUCCGCGCCCCCUCAGCCGCAGACCAGCUGCGCGCGGCGGACGGCAGAGGUGGCUGCGCUGCCGCCGCCGCCGCGACAGGAACUGAUGAUCUAGCGGGACCCGCAGUCGACCUGCCGAGUGCCGGCGGUCGUAUGGGAUCGGCGCCGUCUAUGGGCGCGAUCGGGACGUGCUUGGACUUGGUGGGACGUGGUAGGACGCGGUGGGACUAUAGGGACGUGCGCCGUAAUUUGUGAUCUCACUGUGCUAGACUGGGCACAAGAGACCGUAGCAGAUUGACGUGCCUGCUAUGGCGGCGGUACAUGAACAAACAGCGAGCAGCUGCGACCUCCGUGCUGCAGUGAACGCCUGGACCGUCCUGUGAUGCCCCCAGCCAAAUGGGUCGGUGUCUGUUGUGUAGAAAUUUCCAACAAGUGCAGUAUCAAGGAUCUGGAUCCAGAUUUUGGAUGACAUUGCGAUUCUUUAUGUACAAUCGGUGUUUUUGUUAUUUGUGGAUCGAAAAAGGAGAAGGAGAGAGCGAGAGACAGAGAGAGAGAGAGAGAGAGAGAGAGAGAGAGAGA